AUGGACUUUGGUAUACAUCUUGAAACUCAACAGAAAGAAUCAGUUACAUUCAAAGGCAUGAAUAUUCCUAGAGAAAUCUUAGGGAAUAUUCGUUACCCAAUUGCUACUCCAAUUCAACGCAAAGUUAUCCCCAAAUUACUUACUGGUGAAGAUUUAAUUGCCGUAUCUAGAACUGGAAGUGGUAAAACUUAUGCUUACGUCAUCCCCAUUCUCAUGCGACUACUGGCUGAACGCGAGGCCAAAAGUAUCUAUACAAAGGCUAAAGCUAUUAUUAUUGUUCCUACUUAUGAACUAGCUACUCAAGUCUUUAGUGUCUUCCAGGAACUCAGUAAGAAUGGAGUUCAUCCUGGUCUUUUUACUGGUAUUGGUAGUUUAGCCCAUUCCUUUAACUAUUUAGUGGUUGGUCAAUUUGAGGUGGCAAUUUGUACGCCAGGCCGAUUAGAGCAUUUACUUAAUGAAGUAUCACAGGCGGAAAGGAACAAGCCUAUCUUUUUAAAGAUAGAUGAUAAGGGGGCUAAACGAGAAGUAAGUAUUACAGAUCAACAAUUAUUAGAUAAGAUAAGUAGACCGGAUAUUGUAGUUAUUGAUGAAAUGGAUCGAAUUUUUGAAGAUAAGAGUCUUUCCUUAUCUUUAGAACGUAUUUUAGAAUAUCUUAAAGACUCGCCACAAUUUGCGUUAUUCAGUGCUACCCACCAUAAGGGCAACACGCAGAUCCAAACUAUUUUAGGACGGCCAAACAUGGAGUUGAUUGAGAUUUUAGGAGGUGUCUCUGAUCAUUUAGAACAAGGCCGAUUAACUAUCAAUAACUUCUUAGUACAAGAAGAUCUUAAGUUUUCUUUACUCUUAUCUUUACUUAAGAAGCUAGAUGGUCAAAAGAUUCUUGUCUUUGUUAGUACUUGUAAACGAGCAACUAUUAUAUCUGAAGCUUUGAAGUCAACUGGGAUUGCGCAGGGGACUUUAAGCUCUUUAGAAGCAGAAGAAUCACGUGAUCAAGUUAUGACCGCUUUUAAAGAUAAUCAAAUUUCAGUUUUGAUUUCAACUGAUGUUGGUUGUCGUGGCCUGGAUAUUAAAGGAAUUGGAGCUAUUAUUGAGUACGACUAUGCCCCUAACCGGAGUACAGCUGUACAUCGAGUCGGACGUAUGAAUCGAGGUAAGGCCGAGCAAGGAACUCUUUUCUCUUUUAUCCGUAAGGCCGAUAUUGCGACUUACUUGGCCUUUCUUAAUCAUAUCUACUCGGAAAAGCCAAGAGAUCCUUCUAGAUUAUCGCGGUUGUGUUUUGCUUCUACUUCAUGCAUUCAUAAUUCACAACAUACAACUUGUUCUUAUCUAGGAAUGGGAACUGUACCUCCCUCAGUUUAUAGUGCUAGUCAAGCUUUAGCCCAGGCUUUACUAGCUAAAGAUCCCUCCUUUGCUACUUCUUACCAGAAGUUCACUAAGACUAAUCCUCCGGCGCCUAUUGAUCCCCAAUGGGUUGUUUCUGUCAUUAAUGCCUCUACUCUACCUAUUCAUCCUUACUUUGGCACUCACUCUACCGAUGCCAUGGCUGCGGCCGUGCAUACUUAUAAACCCCGGGCUUCUUUAGCCACCCAUACGCCGGGUCCCAAUCGCCGGACUAUUCGUCUUCAAGCCCGACCCAAUCCAGUCAAACCCAAAGUUGUACCCCGUGCCGCCCAAUCUACUUCUGCCGAUAAGUUCAAAGACCCGUCCUUCAUUCCCUAUGAGAAUAUCAAGUCCAGCACUUUUAUUACUACUGAAGAUAAGCCCGAUCGUACUACUCAGCACCAAGACAGAGCUAGACAACUAUCCAAACCCCCUGGCCAACUCUUUACGGAAUGGAAGAAAGAUAACCGCGACCGAUUAUGCAAAGGCUUCUUACUUAAACGGCCUUCAGCCGAAGAAGAGCCCACUCCUACUCCCGGGCCAAAACCGCGUCGUUCCGAUGGUGAGACUCAUUCCGUGCGCAAAGUCCAAGAACUACGUGAAGCCCGUGAAAAGGCCCACCAAGAACGACGACUCAAGGUCCAAAAGAAGCGCAAAACAAGAUAG
Molecule: messenger RNA, 2046 nt
Organism: Nematocida homosporus
Lineage: Eukaryota; Fungi; Microsporidia
Product: ATP-dependent RNA helicase DDX54/DBP10
Exons: 1
Coding region: 1-2046 (681 amino acids)
Molecular function (GO): ATP binding; nucleic acid binding
Source: RefSeq, a predicted model, not a curated record